Molecule: messenger RNA, 2031 nt
Organism: Closterium sp. NIES-65
Lineage: Eukaryota; Viridiplantae; Streptophyta; Zygnematophyceae; Desmidiales; Closteriaceae
Source: the annotation of a GenBank genome assembly
AUGUUCCGCGUGUCGCCGAAACCGCCAGCCGACCAAUGCCAAUCUCAAGCAACAGUUACAUCGUCAUCGCAGCUAUUCGUCAAGGGUUCGCCGAAGUCGUUAGGCCGAACCGCUGUCGCAAGCUGCGUAUCCCUUCCCCGUCUCUUCGCUCUUCUCGUCCUUCUAGGGUGCGCCGGAUUGUGGCCGGCUUUUCUCCGCACCGCCGCGAAUCACGCCGACGAUAGUGGCGCUAACAGCGGGGAUACCGGCUCAGAGUCGUCGGAUAGUCUAGGCACGCCAAGCGGCUUCUUCAGCGUGUUUGGCGGACCGUCCGCGAUUCGCGGCGGGUUCUCCGCACGGCAGCUGAUGGAGAUGACGUCAGAAGGCGUUUUAAGGGGCGGAGGGCGCCGCAAGGGGGGGAACAUGCUGACGUUGCGCGAUGACGAGACUACAGGGGAAGGGCAAACGGAGAACAGGGAAGGGGGAAGGCAAGAGGGGGAGGGGGGAAGAGAGGAGGGAACGGAAGAAUCAGCGAGGGGGAAGGGGGAAGCGGAAGGGGAGCAUGCGGAAGAGGCGGAGGAGCGCGCGAACCGCGCUAGCCCGUCUAUGACGCCAGGCACAGCGCUCCACACGGUAGUCCGCGCGCGGGGGCGCGGGGCGGGCGAGGGUGUUGCGGCGCCUGGAGCGCUGCGCGCUGCCUCGGGGGGCGAGGGGGAGGCGCGCGGAGCGGAGGGCGCGGGGGAGAUGCGCGGAACGGAAGGCGCGGGAAGAGGGGUGGGGUUGGGGGAUGUGCUGGGAGAGGGAGGAGAAAGAGGAGGAGAGAGAGGCACAGAGAGCAAGGGGGGAAGCGUGGAGGGAAGAAACGAGGGGGGUGAGGGUAGAGAAAUGCGAAUAGGGGACAGAGAAAGGGGGGAACGGGGGGAAGGGGAAGGAAGCGGGGAGGGAGGGGAGAAAAGAGAGGGAGGGGUGGGAGGAAAGGAGGGGGGAAGAGAGGGAAGGGAGGGAGGGGAGUGGGGAUGGCGAUGGGUGGACGAAAAGGACGCAUCCUGGCCGCUCUACUCCGCUGCAUCCUGUCCGUUCAUCUUCCCUGGGCAGAACUGCCGAUCCAACGGCCGCAACAACACGAGGUUCGAGCGAUACGCGUGGCGACAGGGGGUGGAGCGGAGUGGGGAAGGCCGGGAGGGCUGGGGGGGAGUGGAGGAAGGGGAGGAGGCGGAGGGGAAGGAGCGAUCGUGGUGUGAUGCGUUGCAGGGCGUGCGGCAUGGGAGCGGGGUUGGAUCUGCCACACCCGUGACACCCAAUGGGAUGAUGACACGUGUGGCGUAUAUAGGGGACAGCAUGAUGCGCAACAUGUUUGAGAGCAUGGCGUGCAUGCUGCAUGCGCACCCCCGCUGCGGCGGCAAUCCUGAGGUGGUGCGCGCGAAUGUGGUGGAGCGGAUCAUCCGAUGGGACACCUGCAACGUUACCCUUGCUAAUCUCAGGAGCAACUUCCUCACGGAGAUCUCAUUCAAGGACCCCACGGACGAGUUCAAGGGCGCCACGCUUCACCUCUCCCGCCCUGACAAGCGGUGGAAGCAGCGGAUCAAGAACUACGACGUGUUUGUGAUCAACUCAGGCCACUGGUGGACACGUGGCAAGCUUGCAGAGCGCCACGUCAGCUUCUCCCCACCCCACAAAUCCCUUAACGUCCUCUCUGCCUUCCGCCGAGCCAUCCGCACCACUCUGCACCGCUUUGCAUCGCGCCAGAUGGCCAACAAAACCUGCGAUGCAGUGGAGCCCGUGGGGAGUGAGGAGGAGGCUUAUAACGAGUACGAGGAACAGUGGGAGCGAGUAGAGCGGUUGAAUGCAGUGGUGAGGGAGGAGGUGCAGGACGUGGGCGAUACAGCAGCAGGGAAGGUCAAGACAGCAGCGGGACGAGCAAGGGAUGUUGCACGAGGCAGGGUUGGGGGAAGGGGAAGGGUUGCGGCACAAGGGACCGCCAGAGGGAGUGAGAGUGAAGAGCGGAAGGCGAGAGGGAGCGAGGGUGGAGAGGAGAAGACGAGAGGAAGCUAG